AUGUCGGGCCGCCUGGUUAUCGCCGCUGCUGAAAGUACCGCCACAGUUGUCGAGCCAGUGUUGUCAUUGUCGCUGCUGUUGGUCCUCUACUGCUUGGAAGCUGAGGCCGUAUCAGAAGUGGAGAUUCAGGCGGCGAUAGAAUCCCCGAAGAGAAAAAGUAAUUUGAUCAGAAUUGAAAAUGGCGAAUACGAUACGAAGGAAGCUGAGGCCGUAUCAGAAGUGGAGAUUCAGGCGGCGAUAGAAUCCCCGAAGAGAAAAAGUAAUUUGAUCAGAAUUGAAAAUGGCGAAUACGAUACGAAGGAAGCUGAGGCCGUAUCAGAAGUGGAGAUUCAGGCGGCGAUAGAAUCCCCGAAGAGAAAAAGUAAUUUGAUCAGAAUUGAAAAUGGCGAAUACGAUACGAAGGAAGCUGAGGCCGUAUCAGAAGUGGAGAUUCAGGCGGCGAUAGAAUCCCCGAAGAGAAAAAGUAAUUUGAUCAGAAUUGAAAAUGGCGAAUACGAUACGAAGGAAGCUGAGGCCGUAUCAGAAGUGGAGAUUCAGGCGGCGAUAGAAUCCCCGAAGAGAAAAAGUAAUUUGAUCAGAAUUGAAAAUGGCGAAUACGAUACGAAGGAAGCUGAGGCCGUAUCAGAAGUGGAGAUUCAGGCGGCGAUAGAAUCCCCGAAGAGAAAAAGUAAUUUGAUCAGAAUUGAAAAUGGCGAAUACGAUACGAAGGAAGCUGAGGCCGUAUCAGAAGUGGAGAUUCAGGCGGCGAUAGAAUCCCCGAAGAGAAAAAGUAAUUUGAUCAGAAUUGAAAAUGGCGAAUACGAUACGAAGGAAGCUGAGGCCGUAUCAGAAGUGGAGAUUCAGGCGGCGAUAGAAUCCCCGAAGAGAAAAAGUAAUUUGAUCAGAAUUGAAAAUGGCGAAUACGAUACGAAGGAAGCUGAGGCCGUAUCAGAAGUGGAGAUUCAGGCGGCGAUAGAAUCCCCGAAGAGAAAAAGUAAUUUGAUCAGAAUUGAAAAUGGCGAAUACGAUACGAAGGAAGCUGAGGCCGUAUCAGAAGUGGAGAUUCAGGCGGCGAUAGAAUCCCCGAAGAGAAAAAGUAAUUUGAUCAGAAUUGAAAAUGGCGAAUACGAUACGAAGGAAGCUGAGGCCGUAUCAGAAGUGGAGAUUCAGGCGGCGAUAGAAUCCCCGAAGAGAAAAAGUAAUUUGAUCAGAAUUGAAAAUGGCGAAUACGAAUCACAAUCACCAGAGUUGGAGGAGGAGAUCACAAAAGAUGAGGAAGUAGCAUCGAUGGUGGAAGUCAAGAGGGAAGGAGGAGGAGAAAUAAGGGAGAUGGUGGAGAGAAUGGUGGUGGAGAACGAGAGACUGAAGGAAAUGGUGGCUCAGCUUUGCGCAACGAGCUCCGAACAAUGCAGAUUAAUGAAGGGUCUGGUCGAUAGGGUUGAGCAACUGGAGCGCGUCGUCCAUCAUCGCAUGGAUCGACGGAAGAAGAGGAGGGGCGCUACUGCUUGCUCUGCGCUUUCAUCGUCCAAGUAGUAAUAAGUUAUUGUGUUUUUUGCUUUCUCAUCUGUAUUGCAAUGCUUCUACCGUUUUAUUAUAUAUGUAAUUGGGCCGAAGGAAUGGAGUUAUUUUUACUCAUGAUAAGCAAGUUAACGA
Messenger RNA from Phalaenopsis equestris, 1632 nucleotides. RefSeq lists its product as uncharacterized. The record is from RefSeq and is a predicted model, not a curated record. Lineage: Eukaryota; Viridiplantae; Streptophyta; Magnoliopsida; Asparagales; Orchidaceae. The coding region runs from base 1 to 1512 and encodes 503 amino acids. The transcript has 3 exons.